This is a messenger RNA of Colletotrichum lupini, 288 nucleotides long. RefSeq lists its product as uncharacterized. The transcript has 3 exons. Bases 1 to 288 code for a protein of 95 amino acids. NCBI's taxonomy places the organism in Eukaryota, Fungi, Ascomycota, Sordariomycetes, Glomerellales, Glomerellaceae. The record is from RefSeq and is a predicted model, not a curated record.
AUGUCUCUCAAGGAGAGCAGUUUGGAUGACCAAUAUCCACAGAGACCCGUGGCCCAUUAUGGAUCUUACCCUUUCAGGCUGCAAGUGGCCACGCACACGCUGUACUUGGCGCCAGCUCCCAGCGCGAAACCCGCCAACUGGCGCCUUCCAGACCCUUCCGCCGCUAUUUCUCAUCAACCCGACAUCGCCAUCUCCGAAACUGCCACUCUCAGCCUCGUGCCACCCACUGCGCCCACCUUGAGGUCUACGCAAGCUCAACAAAUCUCCGAAGACUGUUCAAUAUUAUAG